GCUUCCUCUUUCCUCGCUGAAGAUGGCGCUGCUCACGAUACAUACCUGGCGCUGGGCAGCGGCGGCAGCUGCUUUGGAAAAGCGCCUGCACGUCGCCAUUCUGAUCCGGCCUCUGGUCUCCGUGAGCGGAUCAGGUCCGCAAUGGAGGUCACGUCACCUCGUUGUCUCGGGAACUACUCGAACCUGCCAGGCUCUCCAGACAUGGCCGCUGAUAGAAAAGAGGACAUGUUGGCAUGGUCAUGCAGGAGGAGGACUCCACACAGACCCGAAAGAAGGGUUAAAAGAUGUUGAUACUCAGAAAAUCAUCAAAGCAAUGCUUUCUUAUGUGUGGCCCAGAGACAGGCCAGAUCUACGAGCUAGGGUGGCCAUUUCCCUGGGAUUUUUGGGUGGCGCAAAGGCCAUGAACAUUGUAGUUCCCUUCAUGUUUAAGUAUGCUGUAGACAGCCUCAACCAGAUGUCGGGAAACAUGCUGAACCUGAGUGAUGCACCAAAUACAGUUGCAACCAUGGCAACGGCAGUUCUGAUUGGCUAUGGUGUAUCAAGAGCCGGAGCUGCCUUUUUUAAUGAAGUUCGAAAUGCAGUAUUUGGCAAGGUAGCCCAAAAUUCAAUACGAAGAAUAGCCAAAAAUGUCUUUCUCCAUCUUCACAACCUGGAUCUGGCUUUUCACCUGAGCAGACAGACAGGAGCUUUAUCGAAGGCUAUUGACAGAGGGACAAGGGGUAUCAGUUUUGUCCUGAGUGCUUUAGUAUUUAAUCUUCUUCCCAUUAUGUUUGAGGUGACUCUUGUCAGUGGUAUUUUGUAUUACAGAUGCGGCGCCCAGUUUGCCUUGGUGACCCUUGGGACACUUGGAGCGUACACAGCAUUCACAGUUGCCGUCACCCGGUGGAGAACUAGAUUUAGAAUAGAAAUGAACAAAGCGGAUAAUGAUGCUGGUAAUGCCGCCAUAGACUCGCUGCUGAAUUAUGAAACUGUGAAGUAUUUUAAUAAUGAAAAGUAUGAAGCACAAAGGUAUGAUGGAUUUUUGAAGACAUAUGAGACUGCUUCGUUGAAAAGUACCUCUACUCUGGCUAUGCUGAACUUCGGUCAAAAUGCUAUUUUCAGUGUUGGUUUAACAGCUAUAAUGGUGCUGGCCAGUCAGGGAAUUGUGGCAGGUACCCUUACUGUUGGAGAUCUAGUAAUGGUGAAUGGACUGCUUUUUCAGCUUUCGUUACCCCUGAACUUCCUGGGAACUGUAUAUAGAGAAACUAGACAAGCACUCAUAGAUAUGAACACCUUGUUUACUCUACUCAAGGUAGACACCCGAAUUAAAGACAAAGUGAUGGCAUCUCCCCUUCAGAUCACACCACAGACAGCUACGGUGGCCUUUGAUAAUGUGCAUUUUGAAUACACUGAGGGGCAGAAAGUUCUUAACGGAAUAUCUUUUGAAGUCCCUGCAGGAAAGAAAGUGGCCAUUGUAGGAGGUAGUGGGUCAGGGAAAAGCACAAUAGUGAGGCUAUUGUUCCGCUUCUAUGAGCCUCAGAAGGGUAACAUUUACAUUGCUGGUCAGAAUAUACAAGAUGUGAGUCUGGAGAGCCUUCGGAGAGCAGUGGGAGUAGUGCCUCAGGAUGCCGUUCUCUUCCAUAAUACCAUUUACUACAACCUCUUAUAUGGAAACAUGAAUGCCUCACCUGAGGAAGUGUAUGCAGUGGCAAAAUUAGCUGGACUCCAUGAUGCAAUUCUUCGCAUGCCACAUGGAUAUGACACCCAAGUAGGGGAACGAGGACUCAAACUUUCAGGAGGAGAGAAGCAAAGAGUAGCCAUUGCAAGAGCCAUUUUGAAGGACCCCCCAGUCAUUCUCUAUGAUGAAGCCACUUCAUCAUUAGAUUCAAUUACUGAAGAGACUAUUCUUGGUGCCAUGAGGGAUGCAGUGAAGCACAGAACUUCUGUUUUCAUUGCACACAGACUUUCAACAGUGGUCGAUGCAGACGAAAUCAUUGUCUUGGACCAGGGUAAGGUAGCUGAACGUGGUACCCACCAUGCUUUGCUUGCUACCCCUGGCAGUAUCUAUUCAGAAAUGUGGCAUACACAGAGCAGUCAUGUGUUCAGCCAAGAUAACCCCAAAUGGCAUGCAAAGAAAGAAACUAUGUCCAAAGAGGAGGAAAGGAAGAAACUCCAGGAAGAAAUUGUCAACAGUGUGAAAGGCUGUGGAAACUGUUCCUGCUAAGUUACAUGAGGCGUUUUCUUUUCUUUUUUUUUUUUUUUUUUUGACUUCACAUUUGCACUGAAGCAGAAUUGUUUUAUUAAAAAAAAAAAAUCUUACAUUCCCAUUAUCUAUACUCCUUCUUUUAGAUAAGAUGUGUUUGAAAGGGGAUUUGAAUUUUACUUCUUUCAUAAUCUAUUUAAUGUGGUACCUAUAUUUAUCCCCAAAUUAUUUUCUUGUUACUGCCUCAGUUAUGCUCAAAUCAUCAUUUUUGUUACUAUUUGGCUUUACCCCAUUUUUGAGGCCUGAUAGCCGUUUCAUAUCCAUAACCAGAUGAAUCAGAUUGGUUUCCAAAUUUUUGUAGUUUUUAAAACCUCCUUUAUGCUGAUAAUUUAGAUGGAAGGUCUGUUUUUUAAGAUAAAUAAAAAAGAGGACAAUGGGGUUCAUUGUUUCUCUUUCCUCGCUGCUCCCACAGAAAUACUUCAAUGAUAGAUACCUAUACUUAUAUCUUUUAAAGUACUUGACACUAUAUACCUUUUGGAGGAAAAACCUUAAUUCUCAUGUUUGUAUGUAGAAUGUCCUUCAUCAUUAACCAGCAUUAUAACUAUCAUCUAGUGGUGGGAAUUUUAUUUUUCCACCAAAAUGAGGCAUUGCUUUUGUUUUGGACAAAAAUUUAUAUAUUUCUCUUUAAAGACUUAUAAACGCUGAUGUAAUUUGAGAGUUGCCAUACUGGGAGUGAUGGAAAGAGCUUAGGAAGCUAAUUGCCUUUCCUAUUUCCAUCUUAAAUGCACUGAUUUGUUGUCUGAAGUUAUAGAAAGAAACAACUAAAUGAGAUGUGUGCAUUGCACGUGUGUGUGUGUGUGUGUGUGUGUGUGUGUGUGUAUACUCACGUGUAUAAAGCAACAUUCACUUAAAAUGGUGAAUCUUUAGGUAACUAGGACAGGGCUCGAUGAUCAGGGCUUUAAUCUGGAUUGACACUUCAGAAUUACUUUAUUAAAAGAUCUUCCCUUCCCUUUUCGGCAAUUUAAAUUGCUGAACGAGGAGGAACACAAAUGAAAUAAUCAGGUUUUACCUGCUAGAAUUAGUUACUAAGAUGUUGGUAUGUAUUCACUUAGAAAGCGCCUUUUAUAAUUUGAAUUUGCUUUAAUUUGGUAGUAAUCAUUCAGUUUGAAAAACUGUGUAACUAAUGACCAACUACAUGACUGUGUGUAAUGAGGUUUUAUUUCUCAGAAUAGGUCUUAAAGUGUUUAUUUUACUAGUUUAUGGUUUUAAUGUGUUUUAAAUGAUAAUUUGGAAUGGGUGAGACGGAUGGUGUUUUCUGUUUUACAUCGUCAUUGGUAGGUGGAUAUCUAAACUUAUCUAAUUCAGGUGUACAGUUUUGUUAUGUAAAGGCAAUUUGAUAAGUAGCUUGAAGCCACUAUCUCACAGUCUUUGACUCCUGAGUAAGUAGUACACUCUUUCUUUUGAAGUUGUAGUUAACACAGAUGGGUAAUCAACUGCAAAAUGGGUUUUUAUCUUUGGACAUACCUUCCUCUGAAGCCACAGACAUUAGUGCUCUUCUAAGGGAAAAAUAAAAGCACUUCCUUUGAAUAAAUCACCUGUGUUACUAGAAAUGUGGUCAGUCUAGAUAGAA
Rhinolophus ferrumequinum (greater horseshoe bat) is the source of this 3812-nucleotide messenger RNA. RefSeq names its product ATP binding cassette subfamily B member 7 (gene ABCB7). Gene Ontology annotation, biological process: intracellular iron ion homeostasis; transmembrane transport. Gene Ontology annotation, cellular component: mitochondrial inner membrane. Lineage: Eukaryota; Metazoa; Chordata; Mammalia; Chiroptera; Rhinolophidae. Gene Ontology annotation, molecular function: ATP binding; ABC-type transporter activity; ATP hydrolysis activity. The transcript has 15 exons. The record is from RefSeq and is a predicted model, not a curated record. The coding region runs from base 23 to 2203 and encodes 726 amino acids.